Messenger RNA from Ochotona princeps (American pika), 1465 nucleotides. RefSeq names its product docking protein 6 (gene DOK6). Gene Ontology annotation, cellular component: cytoplasm. The transcript is spliced from 8 exons. Gene Ontology annotation, biological process: cell surface receptor protein tyrosine kinase signaling pathway; positive regulation of MAPK cascade. The record is from RefSeq and is a predicted model, not a curated record. Lineage: Eukaryota; Metazoa; Chordata; Mammalia; Lagomorpha; Ochotonidae. Bases 189 to 1184 code for a protein of 331 amino acids.
CUGCGCGCCUCGCGGCGCCGGGCCCGGCUCCCCGCGCGCGGCGGCCCUGCCACCGAGCCCGCGUCCCCGCGCGCGGGAGCUCGAGAGCGCCGGGCGGCGGCGGGCUGCAUGCGCGGACUCGGCGGCCCGCGGCGGCUGUGGACUCCGGGCAGCGGCUCGCGCAGCGGACGAGCCCUAACGCGCCGGCCAUGGCCUCCAACUUUAACGACAUAGUCAAGCAGGGCUACGUGAAAAUACGCAGCAGGAAGCUGGGGAUUUUUAGGCGAUGCUGGUUGGUUUUCAAGAAGGCAUCCAGCAAAGGACCCAGAAGGUUAGAAAAAUUUCCAGAUGAGAAGGCAGCUUAUUUCAGAAACUUUCAUAAGGUAACUGAGCUGCAUAACAUCAAAAAUAUAACCAGAUUGCCUCGAGAGACAAAGAAGCAUGCUGUGGCAAUUAUCUUUCAUGAUGAGACGUCGAAGACGUUUGCCUGUGACUCAGAGCUGGAGGCAGAGGAGUGGUGCAAGCAUCUGUGCAUGGAGUGUCUGGGAACGAGACUGAACGACAUCAGCCUCGGGGAGCCUGACCUGCUGGCAGCCGGAGUGCAGCGGGAGCAGAAUGAACGAUUCAAUGUGUAUCUGAUGCCAACGCCAAAUCUGGAUAUUUAUGGUGAAUGCACCAUGCAGAUCACGCAUGAGAAUAUCUAUCUCUGGGAUAUCCACAAUGCCAAGGUCAAACUGGUGAUGUGGCCGCUCAGCUCCCUGAGGAGGUACGGCCGAGACUCGACGUGGUUCACCUUUGAGUCAGGAAGAAUGUGUGACACAGGAGAAGGACUGUUCACUUUUCAAACAAGGGAAGGAGAAAUGAUCUAUCAGAAGGUGCAUUCUGCGACACUGGCCAUAGCUGAGCAGCAUGAAAGAUUAAUGCUAGAAAUGGAGCAGAAGGCCCGGCUUCAGACAAGCUUGACUGAGCCCGUGACGUUAUCCAAAUCGAUCUCGCUGCCUCGCAGUGCGUACUGGCAUCACAUCACUCGUCAAAACAGCGUUGGGGAAAUCUACAGUUUGCAAGGCCACGGGUUUGGUCCUACAAAGAUGUCCCGGGCACAGACGUUUCCCAGCUACUGCACAGAGCCCAAUGAAGAAGUUCAGCCGCCUUUGUCACGGUCCAGCAGCUACGGAUUCAGCUACAGCUCCAGCCUCAUUCAAUGACACCCAGAGAGCCAACGCUGACCAGAGACAAUCUGUCCUGGACCCGCCUGGAGGGGCGUUGCGCCCUCUGCCUCCUGGAAGACGUACUACAGUACAAACUGACAUGGGUCGGAUCUAGCUCCAAUCCCAGGGGAAGGUUCAAAACUGGAGUUCUGCUUCCUUGGUUCAGUGGCUAAGUCCUUUAUUUAUUGAAUUUCUUUAGGGGGAAAAAAAAUCUAUGUUUUACAACAAUAGAAUCGACAGUCAUUUAAAUAAACAAAAUUGAGUAUGAUAGCAGAAGC